Messenger RNA from Ylistrum balloti, 534 nucleotides. RefSeq lists its product as uncharacterized. The record is from RefSeq and is a predicted model, not a curated record. The coding region runs from base 1 to 534 and encodes 177 amino acids. The transcript has 3 exons. Lineage: Eukaryota; Metazoa; Mollusca; Bivalvia; Pectinida; Pectinidae.
AUGGCAAACUAUAUGGGCCAUGAUAUUACAGUGCAUCGAUCAUUCUAUAGAUUGCCUGAAGACACUUUGCAAGUAGCAAAAAUGGGAAAGCUUCUAUGGUCAUUUGACAACGGGACCAUUGGAAAGUAUAGUGGGAAGUCUCUCAACGAUAUCACCAUUGAAGAUAUUGAACAAAGCACUGUACAUGAGAGUGAUGACAAUACUGAUUCUGAUGACAUGGAUGAUGAACAAGAUGAGAGUAAUGAGCCAGAACCAGAAACAAUGGAGAGGUUGCAGGAAAUCAGGCAAAAAAGGGAGAACACGCCCGCUGACAGAAAAAUUCAACGCCUGACAGAGGAACAGACAACCACCUUACGUAAGAAUUUCCAAUCAAACAUAACAUUCAGAAGAGAACUGAAAAGGUUUGAAUGUGAAAAGGCCAUCUCAAAACAUCUGUGUCUGAAAGAUCUUUCUUGGAAAAAGGUGAAAAACACAGUCCAUAACUGGAUUGUUGGAGAAAAAAGAAAAACAGCCAGUCUGCUUAAAAAGAAAUGA